Messenger RNA from Kalmanozyma brasiliensis GHG001, 615 nucleotides. RefSeq names its product Outer membrane protein, MIM1/TOM13, mitochondrial. Bases 1 to 615 code for a protein of 204 amino acids. Gene Ontology annotation, cellular component: mitochondrial outer membrane. The record is from RefSeq and is a predicted model, not a curated record. The transcript has a single exon. Lineage: Eukaryota; Fungi; Basidiomycota; Ustilaginomycetes; Ustilaginales. Gene Ontology annotation, biological process: mitochondrial outer membrane translocase complex assembly; protein insertion into mitochondrial outer membrane.
AUGUCAUCCGACGACGAAAAGCACACGCCGCGCACUUCAGCGACCGGCGACAACGAAGCGUAUCCUACCGUCUCCGCAACAGGAAUGCCAAGGCUCUUCCCACGUCACAAGGACAAGCGCUCUUCCGCAGAACAAGACCGCAUUGACGAAAAGGAUGGAGAUGCACCAUCGGAGCUGGAGGGCCCAAAACACGAUUCGGACGAUGACGAUUCCGAGGACGACGAGGAGGAAGAGGGAGAGUCGAAACCGAUCUACCCUCCAACAGGAUCGCUCACGUUGGCCGCAUUUAACCCGUACUCUUCCAUUCCGCUUUCACGGCGGAUGGCACUGAUCUCAGGAUCGCUCUUCAUCAACCUCGGUCUGCCCUUCCUCAACGGGGUCAUGCUCGGAUUCGGCGAAAUCUUUGCGAGAGUCGUCGUGGCUCCAGCGCUGGGCAUUACGGGUGUCGGAUGGGCAGGCGAUACAGCGAGAGCGGUGGCCAACUGGAAUUGGGGCAGAGGACGCUCGUCAAGCAGCGAAAGGGGGUGGAAGGGCGACUCGGGGCAGCCGGGUGACUUUGACGAUUGGUCUGCUACCAACGAUCCUGCUGCGUCUACUUCUCAUAUCGAACUGUGA